Cantharellus anzutake is the source of this 772-nucleotide messenger RNA. RefSeq lists its product as uncharacterized. The record is from RefSeq and is a predicted model, not a curated record. The transcript has a single exon. The coding region runs from base 185 to 652 and encodes 155 amino acids. Lineage: Eukaryota; Fungi; Basidiomycota; Agaricomycetes; Cantharellales; Hydnaceae.
CUACGAGGACCGGGGUAGAGCGCAGUAGUACCUGGCCUCCAUCGGGAACAGGGGGGAAGAGAUAAAGGGAAAGUACACCAUAUUAAUGGGGGUACCUUAGUUCUCCGCCGGGUUAAGUUAUAUUAUCCCCAUCAUAGCCCUCGGCUUUUUCUGGCCGCCUCGUCACUCUAAGACCUCUGGAUGGAUGCAUUACACAGGGAUAGCCACGCACUCACACAAGUUCGGAGCAGUCCAGCUUCGACUUGUCCAAGUUCUUUGCUGUAAAACCAAGUGGAAUGAGUAUCCUCCGGAGGUGGGACGAACAUGGGAUUCAUGGCGUAUUUCUCUGUUCCGGUGUUGUCUGAUCCGAACAUACCAAGUAGGCAGAAUACUCAGCACUGUGCCCCGAAUCAGUAGUGUUGAUAAUGCCCUUUGGACCCCUCCAUGCCAGCUCCUUGAGUCGGAACACUCAGGGCGCCCUGUUGGUUUCGGCUACCUGAUUGGGAUCUUUGCUACAUACCUCCCUGGCAAUCACUUUUAUGCCGCUACUACACUUAGCUAUGUGCUUUUCAAGUGCUACCUGAUAUCGAAGAAACCUUUUUGUACCAAGGUUUCUUCGUUUCGUUGUGCAUUCUGUUCACGAUCCGGGGGCAACCUACAUAGAUCCAGGUAAUCCAGUUACAAAUUCACUUCACACACUCUCAAUCCCUCCUUUUCUCUGGUGAUGGGCACAAGAGGUUGACUGUUUCCCAGUGUCUCAAGCCGAGCGUCAGUCGUGGCAGCCAUCAAUGCU